AUGGCAAAAGACAUCCAGCUAAGGCCCAAGGUCAAUGUCUCUUCUUACAUCCACUUUUUACUGAAUUACAGAAACAAGUUUAAGGAGCAGCAGCCACAUACCUUCUUCGGCUUUAAGGAGUUCUCUAGAAAGUGUUCGGAAAAAUGGAGGUCCAUCUCAAAGCACGAAAAGUCCAAGUACGAAGCCCUGGCCAAGCUCGACAAAGCCCGGUACCAGGAAGAGAUGCUGCAUUACGUCGGCAGCAAGAGGAGGCGGAGAAAGCGGGACCCCCACGCACCCAGGCGGCCUCCCUCGUCCUUCCUGCUCUUCUGUCAGGACCACUACGCCGAGCUGAAGAGGGAGAACCCGGCCUGGUCGGUGGUGCAGGUGGCCAAGGCCUCGGGGAAGAUGUGGUCGGCCAAACCGGACGCCGAGAAGCAGCUGUAUGAGCAGAGAGCGGCCCUGCUGAGAGCGAAGUACCACGAGGAGCUGCAGGUCUACCGUGCGCAGCGUAGGGCCGGGAAGAAGGGUGUCCAGGAGUCGGCGAAGAACCCGUGCAGAGGACAGCAAGUGCAAAGGUCCUGA
Molecule: messenger RNA, 564 nt
Organism: Molossus molossus (Pallas's mastiff bat)
Lineage: Eukaryota; Metazoa; Chordata; Mammalia; Chiroptera; Molossidae
Gene: HMGB4
Product: high mobility group box 4
Exons: 2
Coding region: 1-564 (187 amino acids)
Biological process (GO): regulation of transcription by RNA polymerase II
Molecular function (GO): DNA binding, bending
Source: RefSeq, a predicted model, not a curated record